AUGAUCGAUAAAAAUCUCAAUUCAUUCAAAUACGAUGAAUUGAUGAGUAGAUAUCAGUCUCAUGUGGAUACAUAUAAUGCAUUAUAUCGGUUAAAAACAAAUAACGAAGAAGAUUUAAAAGAGAUUUUUCACAAAAUCAAAACAAAUUUGAUUGCAUUGCAUAAUUGUUCUCCAACAGACAUAAUAUCAGAUAUCUCAGCAAUGUCAAGAUAUAACAACCGCUGUAUGAAGUCAUACAUCCAACUUGUUAAAUUAAUUUAUGACGAAUACAAGCCAACAGAGAAAAUAACAACAGUGUUCCCAUUUGAUUACCUAUUCUAUAAAGAGUAUGGGAUAUUUUUUGAUAAAGAUACAAAAGAUUUUUUGGAAGAUUUUGAAUCUCAAAAUUUAAUAUUGAAUAUUCAUGAAGAAAACACGGUGUAUAGAGCAAUUAUGGAUGAUGAUAUAGGAUUGCUCAUAUCAUUCACAAAUAUUGAUGAUUUUGAUAAAAAUCAAACAUUAAACAAUGAAUUAUAUCCAGAUACUGAAGAAGAAUUUUCAUUACUUGAAUUAUGUUGUUAUUAUGGAUCUGUUAAUUGUUUUAAGCUUUUAAUAUCGAAAUUCAAGUCCGAAAUUACCGCGCGAUGCCUUCGACUUUCUUUUUUGGGUGGAAAUCCAGAGAUCAUUUCUGAAUGUUUGAAAUAUCAAAAACCAGAUGAAAAAUGUAUGGAAUUUGCAAUUAUUUCACGCAAUAUUGAUUUCGUUUCUUUCUUGAAAAAUGAAUAUAACAUUGAAAUAGAUCCAUUUUGUUGCAGCGAUUGUAUUAAUCUUCAGGCAUUCUUUAUUUAUUUAGAUCAAACUAAUGAUAUCAAAGAUUGUUUUGUCUAUUCACCGAAAUUUCACAUGACUUCACUAUGUGAAUAUUUCAUUUCACGUGGUGUGGAUAUAAAUGCACAAAAUGAAGAAGGAAAAACUGUACUUUAUUAUGCAUCAAGUGAGGAAAGAGGAGAAAUGGUUGAAUUUCUUAUUUCAAAAGGAGCAGAUAUUAAUGCAAAAGAUAAAAAUGAUGAAAAUCCACUUCAUGGUGCUGCAUAUAUGGACAAUAUCGAUGCAGCAAAGUCUCUUAUUUCACAUGGUGCAAAUAUUAAUGAAACUGAUAAUGAUGGUGCAACACCUCUAGAUCAAGCAAAUUAUGGAUGUUGUGAAGAAAUGAUAGAAUUUCUCAAUUCACUUGGGGCAUGUUAA
Messenger RNA from Trichomonas vaginalis G3, 1224 nucleotides. Its product is annotated as proteasome regulatory particle assembly. Lineage: Eukaryota; Parabasalia; Trichomonadida; Trichomonadidae. The record is from RefSeq and is a predicted model, not a curated record. The coding region runs from base 1 to 1224 and encodes 407 amino acids. Gene Ontology annotation, molecular function: protein binding. The transcript has a single exon.